Molecule: messenger RNA, 2577 nt
Organism: Fraxinus pennsylvanica
Lineage: Eukaryota; Viridiplantae; Streptophyta; Magnoliopsida; Lamiales; Oleaceae
Source: the annotation of a GenBank genome assembly
AUGUGUUCUUAUAAUAUUGAUUGUCUUAAUUGUUUUGAAGGUAAAAUCAAUUUUCUUGAGGUUUAUGGAGAUAGAAAUCCAGAACAGAACAUCGUCUAUGGAGAAAUUAUCAUUCAACUUUAUCCUAGGCAAUCUGAUCCUGGGAAAGCAGUUUCGGUUCAACUAUACAGUUCUUCCGAGAUUGACCCGGAUACCGGAAUAGGAAAGCUCUAUCAGAAAAUUUACCUAAAAAAUGGGAAGACUGAAAAGGGUAUGCACAAAAUUAAUGAAGCUAAAAGUAAGAGGUACAUAAUAGAGUUCAGCGUUGAGCCAGGUUUCGGAAAGCCUGGAGCUUUUCUCAUAAAAAAUGAGCAUAAACACAAGUUUUUCCUACAAUCCGUCUCUUUCCAAGGUCCUUAUGAUCAGCUAAUUCAUUUUGAAUGCAAUUCUUGGAUUUAUCCAUGCAACUUGACAAAGAAAGGUCGAAUCUUCUUUCCAAACACUUGUUAUCUACCAAACCAAACGCCAGAUGGUUUGGUUGAGCUCAGGAAAGAGGAACUAGUUAGAUUAAGAGGAGAUGGAACAGGGGAAAGAAAAGAAUGGGAUCAAAUCUAUGACUAUGACUACUACAAUGACCUUGGCAAUCCUGAUAAAGGCCUGGAGUAUAUAAGACCUGUUUUAGGUGGUUCUUGGUCAUAUCCAUAUCCUCGUAGAUUAAGAACUGGUCGCCCUUCCUGCAACUAUGAUUUUAGAACUGAGAGCCAACCUGAAUCAUUCAACAUCGACAUAUAUGUACCUCCAGAUGAGCGGUUUAGCCCUAAGAAACUAUCAGAGUUCAUAUCAAAUGUAAUCCAGGCUGCUAUGCGUUUUGUUAUUCCUGAGGCAAAAGCGAUGUUCAAAGAGGGAUCGAGUCAUUUUGAGUCCUUCAAUGAGAUACAACAGUUGUUCACAACUACUAGGGUCCAAGGAGUGGAAGAAUGGGUAGCGAAGAUUUUGAAACCAACAGUGCCUGGUGAUCUUCUUAAAAAAAUUAAACAAGUAAUCAAGAAGAACCCGGUGAAAUCUCCGCUUCCUGAAAUCAUAGCAGGGAACAAAUUUGCGUGGAUAAAUGAUGACGAAUUUGGGAGACAGAUGCUUGCAGGAAUUAAUCCAACUGUAAUACAACGUUUGCAGAGGUUCCCUCCGAAAAGCAAAAAUGGAGUGAAGAGUUCAAUAAAGCAAUCAGACAUAGAACAAAACCUCGAUGGCCUGACUGUUCAAGAGGCAUUGAACCAGCGGCGGAUUUUCAUCUUAGAUCACCAUGAUUAUCUCAUGCCAUUUUUAACCAGAAUAAACACUGAAGGUACGUGUGUUUAUGCUUCCCGAACUCUACUAUUCUUGAGAAGCGAUGACACACUGAAGCCGUUGGCCAUAGAACUGAGCUUGCCUAGUUCCUUACCUCCUAUGGAGAUCAACAGAGUGUUCUGUCCGGCAACUAAUGGGACAGAGGCUGCGCUGUGGCAACUUGCAAAAGCUCAUGUCUUAGCGAAUGACUCCGGUCACCAUCAACUAAUCAACCAUUGGUUAAAAACUCAUGCAGUAAUUGAGCCAUUUAUCAUUGCCACCAGAAGGCAUUUGAGUGUGAUGCAUCCAAUUCACCGAUUACUUGAUCCUCAUUUCAAAGACACUAUUCAAGUGAAUGCAUUGGCUCGAUCUAUGGUCAUAAAUGCUGGAGGAGUACUCGAAAAGACACUAUUUUCUGGUCCUAUCUCAAUGGAGUUGUCCUCUGCUAUGUACAAAAAAUGGAGAUUUGAUGAACAAAGCCUCCCUAUGGAUUUGAUCACAAGAAGAAUGGCCAUAUACAAUGAAAAUCUGCCAGCAGGAGUUCAACUUCUUUUUGAGGAUUAUCCGUAUGGUUCAGAUGGACUGGAUAUUUGGAUCGCAAUAGAGAAUUGGGUGACAGAAUUCUGUUCAUACUUCUACAAAGAUGAUGCUUCUGUUAGUUCUGACUAUGAGAUGCAAAACUGGUGGUCAGAAAUCCGAAAUGUAGGUCAUGGCGAUAAACGCAAUGAAACGUGGUGGUACUCAUUGACAACUCUCAGAGACGUAAAAGAGGUUUUAACAACUCUAAUAUGGAUUGUUUCAGCUUUUCAUGCUGCAGUAAAUUUUGGACAAUAUGUAUAUGCUGGUUAUCCACCAAAUCGCCCUACGUCCUGUAGAAAGUUUAUUCCAGUUGAAGGGACACGCGAGUUUGCUGAAUUUCUUAGGGAUCCCGACAGGUUUUAUUUCCAUACCUUACCUACAAGAUCUGAGAUGACUCUUAGCAUAGCCUUGGUCGAGGUUCUGUCAAGGCACAUGUCUGAUGAAGCGAACUUAGGUCAAGAGCUGUCACCGAAGUGGAUAGAUGAUCAAAGGAUUCAUCGGAGCUUCAAGAAGUUUGCUGAUGAACUUCGAGAUGUGGAGAAAAAGAUCAGAAAGAGAAACGGAGAUCCAAACCUUAAGAACAGACGAGGACCUGCUAACAUUGAAUAUGAGCUUUUAUAUCCUGGUACAUCAUCAAAUAAGGAAUCACAUGAAGGCAUCACAGGAAGAGGAAUCCCUAAUAGUAUAUCUGUAUAA